Molecule: messenger RNA, 2062 nt
Organism: Fulmarus glacialis (Northern fulmar)
Lineage: Eukaryota; Metazoa; Chordata; Aves; Procellariiformes; Procellariidae
Gene: PNPLA6
Product: patatin-like phospholipase domain containing 6
Biological process (GO): phosphatidylcholine metabolic process
Cellular component (GO): endoplasmic reticulum
Molecular function (GO): phosphatidylcholine lysophospholipase A1 activity
Source: RefSeq, a predicted model, not a curated record
CCCAUCGCAGGCAUCCAGAAGGGGCCCCGCUCCGACUUCGACAUGGCCUACGAGCGCGGCCGCAUCUCGGUGUCGCUGCAGGAGGACAGCACCGGCGCCUUGGCCGCCUUCUCCCGGUCCGACUCGCACGAGCCCAAAGAGCGCAAAUCGGUGACGGUGGAGGAGCAACCGUCUGGUGUCUACCACUACAACUACUGCGAGGACGAUUCGGCAACCGGGAACUGUCCCUUCGGGCCCUACCAGGGCCGCCAGACCAGCGUCAUCUUCGAGGCCGCCAAGCAGGAGCUGGUCAAGCUCAUGAAGGUGGAGGAUCCUUCUCUCCUCAACAACCGUGUCUUGCUCCAUCAUGCCAAAGCCGGGACGGUCAUUGCCCGUCAAGGGGACCAGGACGUGAGCCUCCACUUCGUGCUGUGGGGCUGCCUGCACGUGUACCAGCGGAUGAUUGACAAGGCGGAGGACGUCUGCCUCUUCUUGACGCAACCCGGUGAGAUGGUGGGACAGCUGGCCGUGCUCACCGGCGAGCCCCUCAUCUUCACCAUCAAGGCCAACCGUGACUGCACCUUCCUCAAGAUCUCCAAGUCGGACUUCUACGAGAUCAUGCGGGAGCAACCCAGCGUGGUGCUGAGCGUCGCCCACACCGUGGCUGCCCGUAUGUCACCCUUCGUGCGCCAGAUGGACUUUGCCAUCGACUGGAUGGCGGUGGAGGCCGGCCGGGCGCUCUACAGGCAAGGGGACAAGUCGGACUGCACCUACAUCGCGCUCAACGGCCGUCUCCGCUCCGUCAUCCAGAAGGGCAGCGGCAAGAAGGAGCUCAUCGGGGAGUACGGCCGCGGGGACCUCAUCGGCGUGGUGGAAGCCCUCACCCGGCAGCCCCGUGCCACCACGGUCCACGCGGUCCGGGACACGGAGCUGGCCAAGCUGCCUGAGGGCACCUUGAACAACAUCAAGCGCAGAUACCCCCAGGUUGUCACCCGCCUCAUCCACCUCCUGAGUCAAAAGAUCUUGGGAAACCUUCAGCAGCUCCGUGGCCCCUUUGCAAGCUCUGGCUUGGGCAUGGCCUCCAGCUCGGAGCCCACCAACCCCACCAGCAACCUGUCAACAGUGGCGGGGGCGCCGCCCCAUGGGACACCGGUGACCAUGUCCCCACCUCUCCCAGGUCCCACAUUGCUCCUCACCAGCGACAUCAUCCGUGCCCGUCUCGGCUCCUCGGCGCUGGACAGCAUCCAGGAGUACCGCCUGUCGGGUUGGCUGGCGCAACAGGAGGACAUCCACCGCAUCGUCCUGUACCAAACCGACGUACGCAUGUCCCUGUACCAAACCGCCUGUACCCUGACGCCGUGGACUUUGCGCUGCAUCCGUCAAGCCGACUGCAUCCUCAUCGUAGGGUUGGGCGACCAAGAACCAGCGCUGGGAGAGCUGGAGCAGAUGCUGGAGAACACGGCGGUGCGUGCGCUGAAGCAGUUGGUCCUCCUACACCGCGAGGAUGGUCCCAGCCCUUCCCGUACCGUUGAGUGGCUCAACAUGCGCAGCUGGUGCUCGGGCCACCUCCACAUCAAGUGUCCCCGGCGCGUCUUCUCCCGCCGUCAAACUGGUACGUGUCGGGAGAUGUACGAGAAGGUGUUUGAGAAGAGCGCCGACCGGCACAGCGACUUCUCCCGGUUGGCGCGGAUCCUCACCGGCAACACCAUCGCCCUCGUCCUGGGGGGCGGCGGAGCCAGGGGUUGUUCCCACAUUGGGGUGAUCAAGGCGAUGGAGGAGUCGGGGAUCCCCAUCGACAUGGUGGGCGGCACCUCCAUCGGCGCCUUCAUCGGGGCGCUCUACGCCGAGGAGCGCAGCGCCGUCCGCACCAAGCAGCGGGCGCGCGAGUGGGCCAAGUGCAUGAAUUCAGUGUUCGAGACCGUCCUGGACCUCACCUACCCCAUCACCUCCAUGUUUUCGGGUUCAGCCUUCAACGCCAGCAUCAACAAGGUUUUCCAGGACAAGCAGAUCGAGGACCUGUGGCUGCCCUACUUCAACGUCACGACUGACAUCACGGCCUCAGCCAUGCGGGUGCACACGGACG